AUGAAUUUAGAGGAUACGAAAGAGAAUAUUCAACCCCUGCGCGGGGGCAGAAAUGUUGAGCAGCUCGAGUACGCAUUCGUGUCUCCGGAACGUUGGGAAGAGGAACGAAAGGCAAAUGAGGAAGCACUGGAAAACUAUGAGGGCGACGAUCCAUUGGAACCGUGGUACAAUUACUUCUACUGGAUGGAGCAAACGAACGUUAGCAACUUUAAACCUGCGAUACAGGAGCAGGCACUUCGACGGUGUGUACAAAAGUUUGAAAAUGAUCCACGGUACAUGCAAGAUCAUCGGUUCAUUAAGUUGUGCAUAAAAUACAUUGAUGCUCAAGCAUCGCCGGUAGAGUUGUACAACGAACUGUACCUUCGCGGUGUGGGCACACUGUGUUCCGAGCUGUAUAUUGCAUGGGCGUACUACUACGACGCCGUGGAUAACUUUGCAAAAACAGAAGAUGUGUUUCAAAAAGGGCUGCGGGCGGGAGCCGAACCGAAGGCGGACCUAGAGCAAGCACACACGACGUUUGGAUUUUCUAUGUCGCAACGUUUGCUGCACAAGGACGAAUCCAGCAAGUUAAAGUUUCAAACAAUCCUCGGUGAACGCCGUAAUGCGCUCACGUCGUUGAAAGCAUCGCGAAAAAAGCACGUGGGCAGCAUCCGCACCGGAUUGGCUGUUAAAAGCUAUCAGCCGGGGAGAGUGAAUCAGGAAAACGUGGAACCCGGUACAAACGCACCAACGAGCUCGAUCGUUUUCUCCGAUGAUCCAGGUCAGUCUGAGGCGGGUCCCUCAAUAGUUCGUCCCUUUUCGAGCGUUCACAGCGAGCCAGAGAACAUAAUUGAGGCGGCCCGGUUUGCAAAAUCGAAUGCGUUGUCUCAAAAAAAGCCGGCUCUUUUUGGUAUGCAUCAGGCACCGUGUUUUCAUAUACCGGAAGACGAGGAAAUCUUCGAGCCGCUUCCUGUGAUCGUGGAAAAUUAUUCUCGCGGGAUCGUUCUAUCGAGGACGUUUUGUCCCAAGAAUAAUCCGCAAACUGCCUUUAACGUCGACAUAUGCGUGGGAGAACAAGGAAAGGAAAAAUCCAUUCCCAUGUACGAUAAAAUACGGCUGUACUGUAGGACGACUGACCGCUAUUGUGAAGGGCGUGAGAAGACGGAAUUUUCACCGGAAGAGCUACGCGCCUAUAGGUACUUCAUGCGACAGGGGAAGCAGAAUCGCUUUACGAACGAUCAAGCGCAAGUGUGGGGCCAAGGGUACGACGUUGGUAUUCGACUUCAUCCUCUUCACGUAUCGUCGUGCACGAACAAUAAUGAUAAAGUGGAGGCAUUCCAAAACCCAUCGCCCGAGGAAUUGAGCUUGAAUAUUGAAACUAAAAUUCGCGAAAUGUACUCAAACACGCAUGAAGAACGAUCUAUCGAAGAGCUGCUUGUCGAGAAAUGGCUUAAAGGAGAUAUAAAGAAGUGCAUUGAUCGACGCUACCAGGAUGACAUCGAUCCAGUUGAUAUGGACGAAACGCACGUCGAAUCAAAGCGGAUUUCGAUGGGAAUGGCACGAUUCAGUAUGGCACCACCGCUUCCUCCGACUGGCAGUGGCAACAACCAACCGCAAACUUCCCAACGUAAAUCUAUUUUCCCAACUCGUCCGGCUGCGCUCGUUGUAUCAUGCAUACAGGAAGAAACGGAAGAAGAGCUCCAGAAUCGAAGUACGCUAACUAACGAAAAAACGGCAACCAAAUCAUUGAGGGAGGCGAACGUUCAUCAGGAUGGCAAAGAAACUGUGUCUAGAAAACGCCUUUCAAAUGACGUGCUCCAGCAGGAAGUUUUUAAAAAGGAAGACUCAACACCCACCCCACUAAAAGCUUUUGUCGCCAACGAUGCUGCGGAGAAGCAGUUGUCGAACGAGACGUCUCCAACGGGCAGCCCGGUACGAACAACGUCUCAGAAAAUUGCAAUUUUUGUCGACGACAGCGAUGAAAACGAUGAGCAGGAAGUUCAGGCUAUAUAUCCAAAGCCUCUGCUAUCGAACACGAACGAACAGGGCCAACAUCAACAGCAGCCACCGCAACCUUACUUUCCAAAUGAUACUUGUUCGACGCAAAUGUUCAACUUUUUCGUUAAGAACAUAAGUACACCCGUUGCACCAGUUUGCAAACAGUUGGCUCCUUUGUCUACCACGCCAACGAACCCUUCGACGAAGCGCAUGGUAGUUUACGAGGAUGAUGUGGAAGCGGAAAAUGAGGCUGCCAACGAAGAACCAGGGCAACCGAACGACACCGCAUCAAAGCGGACUAGUUCCGGUGGUAUGCAUGCUCCUGUUUCCAUUCCGGUAGCGAUCAUAAACGACGAAAAUGCGGUUCCGGAGAGCAUUACACCACCGUCCACAUCAUCCGGUUGCAGUAGUAUGCAAAAUCACAAGCAAUUGUCAACUAUAAUGGAGCGGACGGAAUCAAGCACGGCUUCGUCAACGGCGGCCGUAGGCACAACUAAAUGUUCAGUCGAUUUGCAGGGCCAUUCUCCGGACAUAAAUUUCAACGCCGUUGAAAACACGCCUUCUUCGAUUUCGGCCAUCACGUCUACCUUGGGCGGAUUUGUCGAACAACCGAAAAAGUUCGGCUUUCCGUUGCCUGGCGACGAUGGUAAAGGAUUUUGCAUCCACAUCGACAGCACUGAGACAAUGGCCAAUAUUCCUCUCGUAAAACGUCAACCUUUGCCGGCAGCAACCCCCCUAGCAUGCACCGAUAACAAGGAAAACGAACUCGUAACACGUGCCACCGGUGCUGCCGCGGGUCGUGGUGGAAUUUUUCACCUUUCCGAAGAGGCAACGUGCAGUGGCUUUGGUUUCGCGGGAACCAUCGGAAACAGAGACAUCUCCCAUAUGGUUCAACGGGAGUUGGACGUGAAUUCGAUCGCAUCGUUCCGGAUGGGGACGGAGCGCACCAACACGGUUCCAUUACAAUUGGUCAAACCGCAAAACACGAUCCCAGAAGUCGUUGCGAACGUACCAUCAAGCACGUCGAUCGACACCAAUAUCGUUAGCAAUGGAAGCACACUUUUGGGUGGUAAUUCCACCGCAUCCACCAUUGUGGCCGUUGACAAGAAAGUAAACGAGUCACCGAAGAAAAGAGGUACUCUUUCGGCCCUGCUUGAUGCUACGUUUUCACCAAAGCUGGUAGAGAAAGAAAACAGCGGUAGUAGUGCAACGGUCACACCAACAAUGGCCAACAAUCGAGCAAGUGGAGAAAAAUUUAAGGAAAACUCGUUCAAUUUGAGUGGCUUUGCAAUGUCGCCUAAAAGUAAACUACCCAUAGCCACACCAAGCGAUCAAUUGUCCUUGUUAGAACCGGUGGUUGCUCCUGUCGUUUGCGCAGACUUAUCGCUUUUGCCGAUGGAUCAAAUAAAGGUGGAAAAUUCGCUGAAUAUCGAAGCGAGUAUAGCGCUGCCUAAAUGCACCGUUAAUGCACCACCACAGCCAGCGGAAACGAUCGUAAAGGUUCCGGUGGUGGUUCCCGUAGAGCGAGUGGUUUUGGAUGACUUUCCAUCCCCGCUGCCACCGCCAGGAGCGUCUGAGCGCGCGUCCUUCGACGACAUCAACACGGCAGUGUUCUCUUUAAAUAUUAAAAGUGUCGCCAACUCGACGAUUAUCCCAGAAAAUUUCAAAACUCCAUGCAAACAAAGUUCGAAAGCCAACGUAGCUCCACCGUUAAAAAUCGCCAAUGUAAAGAGUGGCCUGGAAGAGAUACCGUCCUUUCUGAAGCCACAGGCUCCGCCGCCGCAGCAACAUGAGCCACAACCGAUGGCGAACGUUAGGCAACAAAAGAGCAUAUCGCCUGUCGAUCGACAAGCUAGAUUACCGUUUGAUCCUUUCGUCAAUUGUGAUGCCGAUGUAUCGAUUUACCAUUCGCGGCCGGCUAUAUCGCAAGAUGCCGAGCUUUGGCCCGAAUCAGAAGAACCGGUCGAUGCGAUACACAGCAACGAAUACCAACACAAAACGAUCAACAUGGACUGCACCAUGGAUAUGAUCAACGCCCACAAAUCGACCGAGGAUAUCGAUCCUUUCGAAAGGCAGCUGCAGGAAGCGUUUCUAGAUCGGCUAGACUUUACGGCUUACAUAUCUGAGCUACCUUCCUGUUUGCUAAUGAAUAAAGUGAUACCACUACGAAAGGAUGUCCUGGUGGAAACGAGCGAGAAAAAUGUCGCGUUCCGCGUGCAGCAAAAGAUCGGCAAAGGAACUUAUGGAACAGUGUUUAGCGCCACAGAAGUGUCUACGGGGAAAAAAGUUGCACUAAAACAGGAACGCCCGGCAAACCUUUGGGAGUACUACAUCUGUCUGGAGUUGCGUAGCCGCAUCAAACAUCCUGAUAUCCUUUCAGGAUUUAUGCCGAUAGAUUAUGCGAUUAUUGGAAACAAUGCGAGCAUUUUCGUGUCACCCUACUCGCAAUAUGGCAACAUUUUGGAUGUAUGCAACAAGAUCAACAAAGCGACUAACAGAAACGUGGACGAAUUCAUAGCUAUGAUUUUAACCGCACAGAUGCUCUCGAUCGUAGACCAUCUGCACAGCUGCCAGAUCAUUCAUGCCGACAUAAAACCGGACAAUUUUCUGCUAAUGGCACCGGUGCAGUUGAAUUCGAACAUACCCUGCAUACAGCUGAUUGACUUUGGCGUCAGCAUCGAUAUGAAACUCUUCCAGGAGGAUGUAAUGUUUAAGAAGGUCAUUACAACGGAUGGGUUCACGUGUAUCGAAAUGAUGGAAAACAAACCUUGGACGUACCAACCCGAUCUGUUCGGUGUUGCAGCUACCAGCCACGUCAUACUGUUCGGUGCGUACAUGAAGGUGCAGAAGAACAUUGUGAACUGGAGCAUCAGAAGCUCGAUGCCGCGGUACUUCAAGAAGUCGGUGUGGGAGAACUUCUUCAACACGAUGCUGAACAUACGGGAUUGUGCGCAUUUGCCCAACCUGCAGAAAUUGCGCACGUCCUUCCUGGAGACUAUCACCCUGCACGAAAAGUACAUCCAGAACAAAGUCGUAGAGUUCAAUCAAGCGCUCUCAACGUGCAAGUAG
Molecule: messenger RNA, 5046 nt
Organism: Anopheles nili
Lineage: Eukaryota; Metazoa; Arthropoda; Insecta; Diptera; Culicidae
Exons: 9
Coding region: 1-5046 (1681 amino acids)
Biological process (GO): protein phosphorylation; mitotic spindle assembly checkpoint signaling; meiotic sister chromatid cohesion, centromeric
Molecular function (GO): ATP binding; protein kinase activity
Source: RefSeq, a predicted model, not a curated record